AUGGCGGAUCCUACCGAUCUGAACCUGGAUGCACCCAGUGAUUUACAGGAUAUUCCGGACAUGUCCAUGCAACUGCUUCCCCCGCCGGAGGGGACAUAUCCUGAUAAGGCGACGCUUCUCGCAGCAGUGCAAGCUCACGGAAAAGCUCAUGGAUACAACGUCGUAGUCAAGUCGUCCAGCACUCCCACGGAAAAGAAACCGGGGCGGACUGCUAAGGUCUGGUUGCGAUGCGAUCGCGGGGGCCACUAUCGCCCGCGCAACGGGCUCACUGAGGAGACGAGGAAGCGGCGGCGAACAUCCCGGUUGAUGGAUUGCCCGUUCAUGCUAGUUGCAGCUGGAACUCCUGGGAUUUGGACGCUGACUGUCUUGAACGCCACGCACAACCACGGCCCGAUUGUCGAAAAGCCUCGGCAGGUCCCUCAUCAUAAGGUCCGGAAGGGCCAGAUCGCAGCGGUCCCCUACGAUUGGCCGCACGAUGCGACGCUGACCCCCUAUACGACGGCGUUAGUAAUUAUUGACAUGCAAAAGGACUUCUGUUUGCCGGGUGGAUACAUGAGCCUUCAGGGCUACGACAUAUCGGCUAAUCAGGCACUAAUUCCGAAAUUACAGCAUCUGCUGAAUGCAUUUCGCUCAUCCGGUUUUCCCAUCUACCACACCCGGGAAGGGCAUCGGCCCGAUCUGUCGACACUGUCUAGUAGAGAGGCCUACCGCUCACAAAAUAAUGCUUCUGGCAUGGGAAUUGGAUCUCCCGGACCCCUAGGCCGUCUGCUGAUACGUGGCGAGGUGGGUCACGACACUGUCGACGAACUGUACCCGGUUCACGGGGAACCGGUCAUUGACAAACCUGGCCGGAGUGCCUUUGCACAUACCGACUUCGAACUUAUCCUCCGCAAUCGCGGCAUCAAGAACCUGGUAUUAGUAGGUGUAACGACCGAUGUGUGUGUUGCGACGACUAUGCGCGAGGCCAAUGACCGGGGCUUUGACUGCGUGGUGCUUGAAGACGGAACUGCAGCUAGCGAACCAUCCCUUCACAUGAGUGCCAUCGAGUCAGUCAAGAUGGAGGGAGGAAUCUUCGGGGCAGUAGCCAAGUUAGAGGACGUGAUGCAUGCAGUGGAGAACUUCAAAGCCGUGACUGUGAAGAAGCUGGCUCCGCAGAUGACGUGGCCUUCUGACUUUAUUGGGAUCAAAUCUGGGAUACCAUUCAGCGCUAUCAACAUUGGAGGAAUGAGCUGCCACUGGGUUAGAGGAGCCAUCAUCAGGACGGCCAAGGACAAGAUAUCAUAACGAAGCUAUGAACACGAUUUAUGGACAUGCAUACAUUGAAUAUGAAACUGGUAUCUUCCAAACACCAUGUACAAAGAGUAACCACUAAACGCCUCAACCUAACCCAACCGCAUCAAACUACAAUCAACAAAUCAAUAGCAACAAAAAUAAAUCAACCCUAUAACCACUUCCUCCCCGCAGCCGUAACCCUCCCCCUAAACACCGGGCUCUUAAUCUCCAUUCCCUGUCUAUAAAACGGACUCAUGACCGUCUUCACAUAAUUCUCAUACACCUCAGUCAUAAACUGACGCACGGCUUCCUCCGUCUGCGGCGACGUCGGAUUAUUAGCUAUCGAGCUCGCAGACGCGCGCGACGACCCGCCCGAAGAUCC
Messenger RNA from Aspergillus welwitschiae, 1654 nucleotides. Its product is annotated as cysteine hydrolase family protein. Lineage: Eukaryota; Fungi; Ascomycota; Eurotiomycetes; Eurotiales; Aspergillaceae. The transcript is spliced from 5 exons. The coding region runs from base 1 to 1284 and encodes 427 amino acids. The record is from RefSeq and is a predicted model, not a curated record.